AUGGGAAGGAGACAAUCCACCUCCUAUAAUAUCAACCUAAUAGCAAUUGCAUCCUUUGUACAAUUUAAAAGUAGAAAGGAAAAUGAAAAAGAAAAUAUCAGCACCGGCCGGGUACAUGGCAUAGGGGACAAAAAUUCUGAAAUUGGCCCUCAGCCUCUCACACAAGGUGACAGGUAUACUGAGGAGACGCCACUGUCUUCCUGCUUUGAUUCUUCAGCACCUCCAAAGCCCUUGUUCAUCGUUACACCGACAGUUGCCGGCACCUACCCUGUAAUCUUGCUUCAUCACGGCUUCUACCUCAGCAACUAUUUCUAUAAAGAGUUACUCCAGCACAUAGCUUCUCAUGGAUUCGUAGCUGUAGCACCUCAGUUAUGUGGGUAUGUACCUCCAAGUGGACCUGAGGAAAUCGAAUUAGGGGCAAAAGUCAUAAACUGGUUACCAAAAGGCCUCCAAUCCCUGCUGCCAGAAAAUGUUGUAGCAGACUUCACCAAAUUUGCUCUAGCAGGCCGCAGCAAAGGUGGGAAAACAGCAUUUGCAACAGCACUUGGGCAUGCCAAAUCUUCACUCUCCCUCAAAAUAUCAGUCCUCAUAGGCAUUGACCCUGUGGGACCGAGGGAGCUAAUGAGGAAGGCUGUGGGUGAGAUUGUUGUGGCAUUUUUGAAGGCUUAUUUGAAUGGUGAUGAUAGGGAUUUGGUUGCCAUUGUUGGUGAUCCUGAUAUUUCUCCAGCAAAGCUUGAUCAUGUGGAGUUCAUUAGGGCAUAA
Messenger RNA from Malus domestica (apple), 762 nucleotides. The record is from RefSeq and is a predicted model, not a curated record. NCBI's taxonomy places the organism in Eukaryota, Viridiplantae, Streptophyta, Magnoliopsida, Rosales, Rosaceae.